Molecule: messenger RNA, 1156 nt
Organism: Hirundo rustica (Barn swallow)
Lineage: Eukaryota; Metazoa; Chordata; Aves; Passeriformes; Hirundinidae
Product: histone H1.10-like
Exons: 1
Coding region: 22-621 (199 amino acids)
Biological process (GO): negative regulation of DNA recombination; chromosome condensation; nucleosome assembly
Cellular component (GO): nucleus; nucleosome
Molecular function (GO): nucleosomal DNA binding; structural constituent of chromatin; double-stranded DNA binding
Source: RefSeq, a predicted model, not a curated record
AGUGCUCCUCCUUAUUCCGCCAUGGCCGAGACCGCCCCGGCCCCCGCCCCCGCCGCCAAGAAGCCGAAGAAGGCGGCGAGCGGCUCCAAAGCCCGCAAGCCCGCGGGGCCCAGCGUCACCGAGCUGAUCACCAAGGCCGUGUCCGCCUCCAAGGAGCGCAAGGGGCUCUCCCUCGCCGCGCUCAAGAAGGCGCUGGCCGCCGGCGGCUACGAUGUGGAGAAGAACAACAGCCGCAUCAAGCUGGGGCUCAAGAGCCUCGUCAGCAAGGGCACCCUGGUGCAGACCAGAGGUAUAGGUGCGUCUGGCUCUUUCCGAGUAAGUAAGAAACCUGGAGAAGCAAAAGUAGAAGCUCCUACGAAAAAAACUACAGCAACGAAGUCCAAGAAGCCAGCGGCUAAGAAGCCUGCCAGCGCUGCUAAGAACGCGGUAACAGCAAAGAAGAGCUCCAAGAAGGUUAAGCCUGCCGCCAAGAAAGCAGCCAUAAGUCCCAAGCUAGGAAAGGCUGUCAGGCCCAAAAAAGUAGGAGCAGCAGCGAAGAGCCCGGCUAAGGCAAAGGCGAUGAAGCCUAAGGUGGCCAAGCUGAAAGCGGCUAAGGCAAAGGCGGCAGCACCCAAGAAGUAACCCUCACCUAGAAGUAGCCUUGCUUCCCAUUUAAACCCAACGGCUCUUUUAAGAGCCACCCACGGUUUCUUAAGAGGGCUGAAAUGCUGUGGCUUCUCUCGUUUUGGGGAGGAUUGAGCGGGGAGGUGUAUGGGGGAUCAGCCCGUCUUCUGCUGAAUGUGCGUGCUAUUUGAGACCUUGACAAGCUCUAGCGGCACUUGCAGCGCCUUGGUGGCUUUCAAACCGCCCACGAGGCGCAGGGAUUGGUUGUGGAGGAGCUGAGCUGUUUCCUGGGUCUGCUUUCAGCCCCGCCCCAGAGCUAAGUAAUACUAAGUAAUAAGGCCCGGGCCUGAUUAUCUGUUUACAGAACCGCACCUGGGAAAAGCAUUUACAAACACCUCCCGUGAGGUUUCAAAACUCGUAUGGAAUUAAAGCUCUUUUUAUGAACUUGUAGGUGGCUCUUAAAAGAGCCUUUGGGUUUCUUAGUAAAACAGCGGCCUUCGUUCUUCAGCGUUCACUUAGCCUUAGCCUUGUGGCUGUCGGUCUUCUUGGGCAG